This is a messenger RNA of Meriones unguiculatus (Mongolian gerbil), 6130 nucleotides long. RefSeq names its product regulator of G protein signaling 7 binding protein (gene Rgs7bp). The coding region runs from base 1 to 774 and encodes 257 amino acids. The transcript is spliced from 6 exons. The record is from RefSeq and is a predicted model, not a curated record. Gene Ontology annotation, biological process: G protein-coupled receptor signaling pathway. NCBI's taxonomy places the organism in Eukaryota, Metazoa, Chordata, Mammalia, Rodentia, Muridae. Gene Ontology annotation, cellular component: postsynapse; nucleus; neuron projection.
AUGAGUUCUGCACCGAAUGGGCGCAAAAAGCGCCCCAGCCGGUCCACCCGCUCCUCGAUCUUCCAGAUCAGCAAGCCUCCGCUGCAGAGCGGGGAUUGGGAGCGCAGGGGCAGCGGCUCCGAAAGCGCCCACAAAACCCAACGAGCCCUGGACGACUGCAAGAUGCUUGUCCAAGAGUUCAACACUCAAGUGGCCCUGUACCGAGAGUUGGUCAUUUCUAUUGGGGACGUCUCAGUCAGCUGCCCCUCGCUGCGGGCCGAAAUGCACAAGACAAGAACCAAAGGCUGUGAAAUGGCCCGUCAGGCACACCAAAAGCUGGCUGCCAUCUCAGGCCCGGAAGAUGGUGAGAUCCAUCCCGAAAUCUGCCGGCUUUACAUCCAGCUGCAGUGUUGCCUAGAGAUGUACACAACGGAGAUGCUGAAAUCCAUUUGUCUGCUGGGGUCUCUUCAGUUUCAUCGAAAAGGAAAAGAAGCUGGUGGGGGAGCCAAGAGUUUGGACAGCAAAACUGAGGAGAAUGCGGAAACACCUGCCCUGGAGGACUCCUCCUCAUCCCCUCUAGACAGCCAGCAGCAGUCCUGGCAGGUUGCCACAGACAUCGAAAACACUGAAAGAGACAUGCGAGAAAUGAAAAACCUUCUAAGCAAACUCAGGGAAACGAUGCCUUUACCACUGAAAAAUCAAGAUGACAGCAGCCUUCUGAAUCUAACUCCUUACCCCAUGGUCAGAAGACGGAAGAGAAGGUUCUUCGGGUUGUGUUGUCUUGUCUCAAGCUAGGUGGCUCCCCAACCCCAGCCCUGGAAACUCACCACCUGGAUUACCUGAAAAACACCACAGAACCGGAAGACCUCCACACAGCGAAACACCGAGAAUGGUUUUGACCACAUUUUCUAUGCUUCCUUAUUACUUUUAUCCGCCUCUCCCUAACCCUUUCAAAUGAUUUUACACUUGAAAGCAGCUGCCAUCAAGAAAAGGAAAAGAUCAGAUUCAAAACAGCGCAACCUGUUUUAAAGAGGGAUUUUUAAAAAGUUGACAUUGUGCAUGUCUGCUCUGAACCAUGCCAUGACAGAAGCAAGAAUUAUGAUUUUUUAAACUGUUUAAAGGUUUUUUUUAAAUGUACUAUACAGAAAAAAUAUUUCACAUAUAAUAGUUUAUCUGUAGCUCUUGCUGAUCUCAUGUUAACAAUUUAUCAGAUAUGAAAGAUGUCUCUAAACAUAGAAAUCUAUUUAAAACAGCAAAACUUCAUGAAUCCAAGCUAUGAAUAUCAUUAGAAAUAAUAAAAUAACCAAACACACACCACCUCAUGCGUUGCUUUGUCUGCACUCAUUUACAUUUAGUCUUCCAUUCUGUCGGAAUCUAAGUGUCAAUGUAAGAAAAAAUCUUAAUUUAUAAUGCAACAGAACCAUAUAUGGAAAAUACAUCUUGUAAAUACAGAGUAAUCCUACUAUCUUCGAACAAUGCAUACGGGCAACUAAUUUUCUUUUAAUCCGAUGGUGUCUUUUUAAGCUUCUUGGACAAUGAAGUUAUCCAGUUAAGAAAUGGUAUAGUAACAUAUACAAUUACCCUCAGAUGUAAAAUCGAAUAUUAUCACAUUUUGUUUGAACUGAAAUCUGAAGCAUGGAGUCCGCACACGAGCAUAGUGUUAAAUCUUAUAGGGCAUGCUGGAAUUAGCUCAGAUCAUAAAACUAUUUAACAUUUUACAUUAUUAAUGAAAAACUGUUUUAGUUAAGCUUAGCUUGUCUCAUUUUAGAUGACUAUGCAGAUAUGGCUUUCCCAGUGUGUACUCUGUGUCUUGUCUCACGCUUAGAACCUUGAGAGCAGGACACACUAAGCAAUACUGUAUUUUAGGAAAGAGGGAGCCACAUGCUGUGUUUUUCUGCUCAUGGCUCCGUCGUGCUCUUCUCCCACAAACUUGUAAUAUGCUCCAAAUCCUGCUUUAUUUUCUCCUGUCCUUCCUUUGACCCUUUUCAAAGAUGGAAUUCCCCAGGAGUUGGAAGAUGAGUCUUUGCAAUUCUUGCCUUGUUUUCCAUGUUCUGAAAGAUCCCCAAGUCAGAUGGGAGUUGCUGGUGUCCAACCCAGCCCUGGGUAGGCACUUAUUUGUACACAAUAUCAUGGCCUAAAAACUAAAUAUUUUAAAGCCCUUCGCUCUAUGGAAGAUGGAGAGAGCAUGAGUAAUGAUUGUAGUGGUUGAAUUCUAUGAAAUGGCUGCUAUUUGACUGUUUCAACCUAUUUAAAAAAAAUAAAAUAAACAGCAAUUUCACAUAGUUCAACCUAAUAUCUGCAAAGGAAAGCAUACAGUGCUUGGAAUUUUCUCCUAUGUUUAUGUAUCGAAAGUAAAAUUCAGGGGUAGAAGAGGUCUCCAAAACCUAUCAUUGGUCUGCAUUUCAAUUCCAUUAGCUGCCGACAACCCCGUUCUUGGUAUUCCACAACUGCGCUCCACUCAACUGGCGGCUAUCACACUAUUCCUGGCAUGAGUGGAUUCAGUAAAAGAAGUACUCUUCACAAAUUAUAUGAGAAAAUUAUAAUUUUCUGAACCAAACGGCCAUGAAACAAUGGAAGAAAUGUGUUAUUUAAAGACUCAAGGAUGAUCACUCCUUACAAAGCAAGGAACUGCUCCCAACUCACUCGGCCUGCCAUCGUCAGUAAAGCUUACUUUUCCCUCAUGAAUGCAGGUCAUUUCAAAUGAGAUCAGCUCCAAGGUUAUCUCAUUUAUUGUUUAUGACUAUUAUUUCUGAAUUGGCAUGUUCUCAGCUCCCGUCUCUGUGCUCUCCCACACUUGGGCUGGACUGAACCCUAGACGCCAGCCUCGUUUCUAGCAGCCCACGCAAACGUACUGAUAGGCGGGCGGUGUGCGGCGCGCUCUUGCUAAUGCCUGACCUAAAUCAUUCCUGCUUUGUUCAUCUGUGCUAGCUCUCUCCUUAGUCUCGGCAUAAUAUCAACACCUUCUGUGCAAUUGUCCUUUGUACAACUGAAGACUGUUAAAAAAAAAAAAAUUCAGGUCUCACCUCCAUAUCUGAGAAGGCUGUGGUAGCUAUUCAUGGAGAUGGGAAUUUGUCUAAAUACCUAAGCCAGAUUUUCCACAUCUAAGGUUUCAACCACCUUAUCUUUUAUUCAGUGCCUGGUUUCCAGCCUUUGCUCAGUCUUACAGUUCCCUUCGACGUACUCCAAGAUUUACAGAUAUUCUUUCAGUAGCGGGUCCUAAAAGCAACAUUGAUGAUCGGAGUUCUGAUAACUACGUCGUUAGUUCACGGUUGCCAUGGGAGAUUCACCACCUCCUGUUAGAUACGCCAAUUGCAUCCAGUAGGAGCUGCCCCUCUCUCCUGUCACCUGUCAAAGGACUUUCUCAGGUGUGGCCCCCAGCGGGGAAUUGUCUUUGCCCCCCUGACAGAAGCACCCAGCUGACUUGUAGGGGUAGGAGGAAAGCACAGCUAUUCUCUCGCAAACCCAAGUGCUACAAAGAGAAAAGGAUGACACCUGUUUGUGGCACAUACUCAUUUUAUCGCCAUACUUUUUAUAUUCUAUUUUAGUUUCUUUCCUGCAAAUCAUAAUGAAUACCUGUUUUUUACAGGAAACCUGAAAUCACCAUGUAUAAAGAAAGUAAACAUCAUCUGAACUAACUCCAAUGCAACUGUAUUAUUUAAAACCACAUUUCUGGGCUCUGAAUCAGUUAGAGCUGGGCCCAAAGACUCUUUCGAAAGUAACCUUCAGGCCAAAGUAUCGCUUUAAAGUCUGAGCACUGGUGUUUGGUGUCUAGACACAGAACCACUGCAAACCGUCCGGUUGUGCCAUUCAUUGGUUGGGUACAAAGCGAGCUGUAGAAGCAGCAGGACCCUAAUUGAGGCUGUUGGGUAUUCUCAAGCCCUGCCUGAUCGUUGUGCAACUCCCCGCCCCUGGAAAAAGUUAGGAUUCUCAGAUGUAGCCAAUACUGCCACCUAGUGGAAGCCGAGCUUCAGGAAGACCAAAGUAAACAGCGCAUCCUGCUCAUUUCAGAAAACCUGCGAAUGGGACACGUUAAGAAUGAGCCCGCUGAGACUUCCGCACUGUGACAGUCUCAGGAUUGAAAGAAUUAAGAACGAUCAUGCGGCUUAAAUCCCUUCUCCAUGCAUCCACGCCUAAACAAUAUCUGUGUUUUCCUUUUGUUCCAGAGUAACACCACAGAAAAUACUUACGUAUAGGCAGAAUGAAAAAACAAAGCAGUGAUACUAUUAUCAGUCCCGUAGAAAAUUGUUUCAAUUAAGCUACCAGACCCAUAAUAGACCCAAUAACAUAAAAUAACUGAGCACACUACAUUUAAAAUCUGAGAAAAGUCUGGAUAAUUAAGUAAGUUAUGUAAGAUUAAAGUUAAUCUCUCCUGGGAGCAUUAUUGGGUCUAUAGUUUAAUCAAACUGAAUUCUAAAUGAAAUAAGUUUUCAAAUUUUAAAACUAGUAAUAAACAACAAAUGUGAAAAAGACUCGUCGUCAGUGUUGGUGGAGAAGGGGUUUUAGUGCGAGGGAUAAAGGCUUUCUUAGCAUAGUACCAAAGGAAAAAGUGACCAAGACAAGAUGGAUGGGCUGAACCGAUAGCAUUUUGAAAAGAAUGUAAAACUCCUCUAUAGUAAACAAUAAACCAAAUUAAAAGAAAGGAAUAAUUGCAAUUCUUGCAAGAAAGAGAUUAGACCUCUACUAUAGGAGAACCGUAGUACUUUGGAGAGGUCUCUAUGCCUUUCAAGGCCUGUACUUUUUCCAUUACUGCUUGCGUGAUUGUCUGUUUAUCACACUGAAUUGAACGUAUAUUUAUUUUUCUUAGCAUUGUUCUCUCGGCUCCUACCACAGUGCUGUGUACAAACCAAACACUGAAAACAAACUCAUUGGGCGAGCAGAUAGUGAAGGAAUGGCAUAAGUGAUAUUUUGUGAUUCAGAAAAAGAAUCAAACUUUCCAGUAGAAAAUUGAGGUAAAGAUUCAAGGGAGUAAUGCCCCAUAUGUUAAAAUAAUCCACUGGUAACAAAGAACAUGUUUGAAUAUACUAGUGAGAGAAAACUACGAAUACAAACAAUUCAGAAAGACAUUCAUAGAAAUAAGUUCCUGGGAACAAUGAGGAAGUUUGAAAUAUAAACAUUCUCUUAUAGUCAACAAGAAUAUAAAUCGAUCUGAUCUUUCUAGAAAAUAGUAUAUAUUUUUAUGCAUGCCUAGUAAUUUCACAUUAAGGAAAUUCUCCCUUUAAAAGUUCAGCAAUGGGCCAGCGAGAUGGCUGAGCAGAAAAUGGCUCUUACCACCGAGGAAGUUAGAUCUGCUGAAGACACAUGCUAGAAGGAGAAAGCUGACCCCUCCUGCAGGCUGGCCUCUAAUCUCCACAUACACGAGGUGACACAAGUGUGUCUACACACACACACACUCACACACACACACACUCACACACACACACUAAGUACAUGUAAUCAUAUUACUUAAUGUUAAGCAAAAAAAGUGAGCUAAGAUGCGUUUGUUUAUUAUUUUAUAAGUCAUACAGGAAAGGACAUCUUGUAAAUAUGCCUACAUUAUAUGGUUAAGUAUGGUACAUCCUUUCAAUGGAUACUGUACACCAACUAAGAAUGUGCACCGUAUGUAUUUAUUGAAAUGUGCAAUCUAUGUUAUUAAACUGAGACGGUUGUAGGAGAGUUUUCAAAGGAUCACCCUCUUACAAACAAACGUGUGUGCAUUAGAGAGUCUGAAAGAAUGUUUGCCUUCAGGACGACAGCAUUUCUCUCCAGGAGGUGAGAUUUGGAGCAAUUGUAUUUUCUUUUUGCAUAUCUGUGAUUUCUGACUUUUUCACAAUGAGCAUGUAGUACCUGUAUAAUUUUUUCAGGGAAUAAACGAUGACGUUGACAAUAUAUAUUAAAUGAAAAAAAAACAUGUUAUAAAACAGUAUGUAUAGUAUGACACAAUAUUUGUAAAAAAAGAAAACCACAUAUAAAUAUAUCUAUGUAUGUAUAUAUAUAUGCAUAAGAAAGCUAGAAGGCCAUAAACUACAAUGUUAAUAGCAGUUAUCCAUGGGUAGUGGGAUUAUGGGUGAUUAUUUUUCUUUUGCUUUUCUGUGUUUUCUAAUUUUUCUACAAUGAACAUGUAUUACUUGUGUAAUAAAAACUAAUAAUAAAAGUUUAAAAAAUACAUAAAGGA